Molecule: messenger RNA, 1377 nt
Organism: Peronospora matthiolae
Lineage: Eukaryota; Oomycota; Peronosporomycetes; Peronosporales; Peronosporaceae
Source: the annotation of a GenBank genome assembly
AUGGCGCGGUGGUUGUCAUUCUUUGCGGAAUACAACUUUACGGUCGAGUACAAACCAGGACGACUCAAUGUUGUCGCUGAUGCACUCUCACGUCGUCCCGACUUUGAAACAGUCGUGGAACCCAACGGUGAGACAGUCACUGUUGCGGUUAUGACGUCCUCAGUCCCAUCUACAACGUUGUAUGAUGAUGUGAGGCGGGCAUACGCCCAAGAUGCCGUUUCUGGUGACACACCACGUGUUGUCAUUCCAGAUGAUACUGAUCUGCGUUUGCGGAUCAUGUUCGAGUAUCACGAUGCUCCUAUAGGAGGACAUCGUGGCCGGGAGAAAACGUAUCUCACGGUGAGUCGAGACUUUUACUGGCCCCGCCAGUAUCAGUUCGUGCGAAAGUAUGUUCGCGUAUGCGAAGUCUGCCAACGAGUGAAGUCAAGCCCUUCACUGCGUGCACCUUUACAGCCUCUACCGGUUCCGGCUGAAUUCAUCAAAAUGGUACACCUUGUGGCUGUACCAGAGACAAUCACGGCAAGUGGCUGUGCUUGUGUCUUUAUUGACACUACCUUCCGACUUCAUGGGUUGCCCCGUGAACUCGUCUCACACAGAGAUCCACGAUUCACUGCUGAUUUCUGGCGUUCCGUGUUCAAAUCACUCGGAACGCGCUUGAAGAUGUCAACAUCUGAUCAUCCAGAGUCAGAUGGUCAGACGGAACGUGCCAAUCGUGUCCUUGAAGAGAUACUUCGAGGAUACGUACACUCCUUUAAGAGUUGGAGUGAGUUUUUGCCAAUGGUAGAGUUUGCCAUUAACAACUCGGUGCAUGCGUCCACGACACAUACACCGUUUUACGUGAAUGGCUUACUCCAUCCGCGUGUGCCCACCUUACUAGAGUGUAACUCUGGUUUAAGGGGGGGAGGGACUCGCGCGAGCAAAAACCGAUUUGGUCCACGCUCAUCACGCUCUGACGAAGAGUUCAUUGCGUUUGAUGCCGAUAUCGAUAACAUCAAUAUCGAAGAAGAUGAUGCCAGUGAGAGUGCGGAAGCCCUCACUGAAGAAGAUGAUGCCAGUGAGAGUGCGGAAGCCCUCACUGAAGAAAAGGUUGAUGUUGCUGCAGUGCGCUCACAGCGCACUGAAGCUAACGAGUCAUCAGAUGAGUUCAUACUGGCUCGUGAAACGGUAGUCCGUUUUGUGCAAGACUCCAUCGCCGAAGCGGUGGAUAAGCAAAAGCAAAACGCUGACAAGAAUGGAAGGGCAAACACUUUUUUAAUUAAUAAAGGUGACUUAGUCCUACUGUCUACGGUUAAUCUACCAAAGCAUGUAGUGACUAACUUGGGUAGCAGUAAACUACUACCCAAGUACAUCGGCCAUUUCGUGUAUUGCACCGCCUAG